AUGGUUUCGCGAAAGCGAGCACGACAGGAACCAAUGGCAGAGGAGCCCUCAGAAGAUACAAGCUUACUAUAUCGCGUACGAAACAUGUGGGAAUUCGCAAAUUUAGCUCAAUGGAUUUCUCUGUUCGGUAAAGCCGUAAAACUCAAGGACGAUUUAGAUGUUGAGUGUAUUGAGUCAGAGUGUAUGAACCCAUCCUCAACGCUUUUAAGUGAAAUCGGUCUCGCGCUCCUUAAAUUUGUAUCUUCCCAUCGGGGUCUCACGCCCGAGAUCUUUGAUGAGUACACGCGAAGACAAUAUCUUGCCAAAGCUCCUCAUUGUAAUCCUUUCGGAGAAAAUGAAACUCCUGCAAAAUUUAAUGAUUUCGACGUCUUUACGAAGAUUAAGGUGCUACAAAAACUUACGCAAUGGACUAUGGGAAACUCUGAGCGUAUCCGUGAAAAAUCUCUGGAACAAAUAGACACUGAGCAGACAAGAUGGCGGACAGAAACAUUCGGACUAGACUCUGAGAAUCGAACAUACAUAGUAUUAGCUGACAAUCGUCUGUAUCGUCAAACGAAUCUCCAGCAAGACCCACCUAUGAAAAGACCUAAGAAGGUCUCAAGAAAAUCCAAAAGCAUCCGUCGAUGCAGCAGGCGUACCAAAGAACUUAGAUCUAAUCAUAUUGGAGAUGAGAUUGGCGGAGAUGAAAAUGGGGAAAGUGUACAAGUGGAAGUUCCCGGCCUUAUUGAGGAAAAACAUGAAGGGCUUGGUUUCAUGAAAUGGGAAUGUAUUGCUGUCAGCUAUGAUGAUUAUUGCGCAUUCUUAUCCUCUAUAGAAAAGUCUAGAGACCCAAACGAAAAGCUCCUUCGGAAAAAAAUUAUCGAAGAUGUUCUGCCGGAAUUGGAAAAGCUAGAACAGUCUAGGCGUAGAAAGCAGGCACAAAAGGAGCGUGAAAUGCUAGCAAUUGAAAAGGCAGCAUGUGCGAAGAGAUCAAGCAGAAUUGCAGGCCGAUUGGCGCAGCAAAAAAAAGAUGAGGCUCAAAAUACGGAACGAAAGAGAAUUGCUGAAUUGGAACUUGCUACAAAAAAACAAAAUAAAUGGAACCAGCUUGAGAGCGAAUAUUCCCGUACUCCAACAAGAGAACAACGCCAUAAAGAAAGAAUAGCUCGCCGUAUAACACAAGAGGUAGAAACAUCUAAUCAAUCCAAUAUCGCCGGAAAGUACGAAGACGGAGAAAGAGAAUUGGUCGAACAUUUUAUCAAGAAAGAAACUAGACGAAACAAAAUCGAGCCAAGGAAGGUUAAAAAAGAUGAUGAUUGGACACUUGAUUGUAUCUGUGGAGCAUUCGGGCAAAUUGACGAUGGCACUCACAGCAUUGCCUGUGAUAAAUGCAGCACAUGGCAGCACAGCAGUUGCGUAAAAAUAACCAAAGAAGAAGCCGAUAUGGAUAAUUUUUCAUUCACAUGUAGUACAUGCAAGCGCCGCGAUGAAGACAUAAAACGUGCAAAAAAUCAGCCAUCAAUAAAAAUUAAAAUUAAGUGUCCUAGUUUAUAUUCAUCUCCUCUCAUCACAAAUAGAAUUUUAAGUUUACCAACAACUUCAGAUAUACACUCCAGUGUGGAAAGUAAUCAUCCACUCCAAAAGAAUUCCCCCAAGGACAUCUCACUCGAUGUGCAUGGAUUUUCAAAUGAGCAAAGCUUAGAAGAUCUUCAACUGAAGUGCAAUAAUUCCCCAGCGAUCUGCAAAGAUGUUUGCUCACAAAAUAGAGAUCUGGAAAUUACUAAUCACCAAAAUCUGACAGAAGCCAUGGAACUAACUAAAAUUGUGUCAGAUCCCAUUUCUUCAUAUCUUGACUCACAAAAUAACUCUGAAAAUGCAUCCUAUACAAAUUUACCUGUUUUCGAGGCUCCUCAACAACAAAGUCAAGAUCAAGAUCUAAUGCCCCUACCACAUAGCUCAAGAAUAAACCCAAAUCAAAAUGAACCAAGGUGUCCUUUAAUUACCGGAAUGCUCUAUCCUAAAGAUAAGAGUAUUCUGAAUUCAAAUCAUAACUUUGCCACAUCACCUACCAAAUUUUCCAAAUUAAAUGGAUCUGAUAAUCCUAAUUCUAACCUAGUACAUAUUCCAAAUCUUCAGCACACAUCUUGUCAGACUCAAUCCAAUGUUAUCGACAAUAAAAAUUUCAUCUCUUCUAAACAGCAAUCUCCAAUAGCUGUAAUUCCAAACUUGACCCUAACUUCGAAUCCAAUACCCACUUUAGCCAGCCCAAAUAAUCCAAAUUUAAAUCCGUCGAACACUUAUGGAUCGCCAAGUCUGAUCCCUCCUCAUUCACCGCUAAGGCUAUCGCUCAACACAGAAGGGCAUGAAUUUGACCACACCUCAGCCUUACCGCCAGCAAAGACUGGCAUUUCGCCCGUGAAGACAUCACCACUCAGAGUCAGCGAUACGGACAUUAGCUUUAGCCCACCGGCCCCAACCAUUUUACCACCAGUUGCCACCUUGAUUCCAAGCCCGAAGCUGGAUUAUAUUUGUCCACCAGUUAAGUCCUCUGAACCGGAACGUACUAGGACAGCCUAUUAG
Molecule: messenger RNA, 2559 nt
Organism: Blumeria graminis f. sp. triticale
Lineage: Eukaryota; Fungi; Ascomycota; Leotiomycetes; Helotiales; Erysiphaceae
Source: the annotation of a GenBank genome assembly